This is a messenger RNA of Vespa mandarinia (Asian giant hornet), 1872 nucleotides long. It is a transcript of the gene Hey, whose product is annotated as Hairy/E(spl)-related with YRPW motif. The record is from RefSeq and is a predicted model, not a curated record. Gene Ontology annotation, biological process: regulation of DNA-templated transcription. NCBI's taxonomy places the organism in Eukaryota, Metazoa, Arthropoda, Insecta, Hymenoptera, Vespidae. Gene Ontology annotation, molecular function: protein dimerization activity; DNA binding.
CAAUUUUGCUAAAAAAAAAAAAAAAGAAAGAAGAGAAAACAAAAGGAAAAGUGAUAUCAACGAUAUUAAUCCUCGAAUAUGUCGAUCAAUGUGAAUCAAGGUAAAGUGUUCUACGAAGGAGAACUAUCGAAGAACUAAAUCAUUUUAAUGUCUACGUUUGAUUCAUUGGACCAACGAUUAUUAUUCAAGGUUAUUUAACGAGCAUUCUCGCUCGCUUGGUACCGCAAUGCGACUCAUAUGACACUUCGUCCAUCUAACAAAAGCAUCGUUAUGGGAUCUAUAUUAUACAUGAGAUAACACCUACCUAAUUUCGAAAGUAAAUCGUUCGAUCAUCCUGGAUCACAGAGACUUCGUCGUAACAUUAAAAAAUCGACAUUACGAUUUUACGAGCACUGCCGAUAUCUUUGAAACUUCCAAUAACGAUUACUUUCUUCUUCUUCUUCCUUCCUUCCUUCCUCUCUUUCGUAAAUAACUUAAACAGUUAAUAAAAAAAAAAAGAAAAAACUCUCGUGAGAAAAUGUGGCGAGUAGUAGUAGCACGUUCGGACGAGAACAGUACUUUGUUGUCCUCGGACAUUACUUCUGGUGCCGUAGCACCAACGCAUUUACCAUCCGGUCAUCAUUGGGGUUAUCCACCUCCGCCGCAUCAUCCUCCUUAUCAACCGCAGCAUCCUGACAUGCGUCAUCAUCAUGAUAUGCGUCCACCACCACCUGACCUUCGUCAUCCUCCGCCAUCCAAUAUAAACGAUAUCAGAACUCACGAAAUGCAAAGACCUGACCUUAGGCAUCAAGAGAUGCAAAGACAUCAAGAUGCACAAAGACAUCAAGAUAUGCAUAGAUCAGAUAUAGUUAGGCAUCAAGAAAUAAGACAUCCCGAUGUUAGGCAUCAGGAUAUGUCCGGGAUGAGAUCAGACAUGACAGAGAUCAGAACCAAUCACGAAUAUUCUGAUCUUAAAAUUGACGAGAUGAGAUCUCAAGAUGCUAAUCAACAACAACAACAGCAACAACAACAACAACAACAACAGCAGCAACAGCAGCAACAGCAACAACAACAGAAUCAAGCUCAUCAUCAUUCGAGGAAUCUCAAAAGAGCUAUGAGCGACUCUGAUUGCGAUGACGUCUUUUCCGAAGAAAGCGGAAAGGAACCAUGCAAUUCACCCGGAGGUGAUUCUUGUCAGCACGCAUCGCGUAAACGUAGAAGGGGGAUGAUCGAAAAGAAACGCCGUGACAGAAUAAACGCAUCCCUUGGAGAACUGAGAAGAUUGGUGCCUGCAGCGGCUAGAGACCCUCAUAGUGCAAAAUUGGAGAAGGCUGAAAUACUUCAGCUCACGGUCGAACAUUUACGUACUCUUAGAAAUAAAGGGCCCGAUGGUUAUGACAGUACUAAAUUAGCUAUGGAUUAUCAUGCAGUUGGUUGGGGUGAAUGUGCCGCCGAAGUUGGUCGUUACUUAAUCACUAUGGAAGGUUUGGAUGAGAGAGAUCCAUUAAGGUUACGUCUUCUCUCUCAUUUACAAAGUUUCCAUAGGGAACAUACAACAGGACCACCACCUUCAACCGGUGUCCCUGGGCCAGGUGUACCCUCAGCAACAACACUUACAUCUACCUCAACAGUCAGCAGUUAUGAAUCUCCUAGCACGGUAUCUACUGGUAUGCCACCAGGACCUGGUACUAUGCCACCAUUACUUGGUGGUGGUGCUUUAGGUUGGAGCCAAUAUCCAACACAAUAUGCACAACAACAAGGCAAACCUUACAGACCUUGGGGAGCAGAACUUGCUUAUUGAGGAUACGAUUAUUUAGGAGAAAGUAUAUAAAUAGUUCGAUAUUAAUUUAUAAAAUUUUCUUUUUUGUUUCUUCCUAUUUUUUUUCUCUUCUC